Rotaria sordida is the source of this 4325-nucleotide messenger RNA. NCBI's taxonomy places the organism in Eukaryota, Metazoa, Rotifera, Eurotatoria, Philodinida, Philodinidae. The record is from the annotation of a GenBank genome assembly.
GGGGGGGGGGUACAGGCGAAAAACGUUUUUGUGAAGCGAAAAAUUAUUUUCCCGCUGGUGGGCACUCCCUUAACAAGUCCGGCACCCCCCUUGGGAAAUUCCUGGCUACGGGCCUGUGCUGGCUACGCCACUGGUUAGCACACAUUGUUUCCAAUAAAAAUGAAAUAAGAAAGACGCCAAAGAUCGAACAUUCAAAAACAUAUAGAAGAGCAGACAAGAGGAAGAAGAGACAAGUGGGAUUCUAGAUUUAAAAUGUAUGAUACAUGUUAAAAACAAUCUAUUUAAGAUUGAUUACUUUUUUCUAUUUUGAUCGUGUAUGAUGGUAAACAGUUACGUACCUUAUUUUGACUGUGUCUUAACUGUUGACUAUAGAAACAUGAAAAUAAAUAACUCCCCUCAAGGAUUUUUCACAAGAAGAAUUUUAUUCUGUUCUGUUGCUUGUUUCUUCUGAUCUUCCUCUUGCUGCUUGUUGAGAAAUUAUCCUUUCAACAAUUAUUAACGAGUCAAGUUGUUGUGAAAGAAAAAAGAAACAUUAUGCACUACAAUGAUUCGACUGAUGACGAAAACAGACACGAAUUACUGAAAACAUGUCGAAACAUCUUAAAUCGUGGUUUAUUUCCGUUCGGGUAUGAGUGUAGGAGUGAAUGAGUAAGAAUGACAACGAGAUUCAUUCACAUCUUAAUCCAUACUGAAAUAUCCACACCUACACCCCACACCCACCCACACCCAUAAACAAUCUCUGCAUCAGACUUUUUUUCUCACCCUGAAGAUGAAAGUGGAAUGAAGCGUUUCUCUUUUACUUGAUUUCAUCGAACGAAAAUUCCAACAAACAAUAUUUUUUUUCUUUGUCUCUGUUUACUUUAUUUCAGUCAUCGCCUGAUGUAAGAAGAAAGCAAAACUUUCGAGAAUGGUGUGCUUGCUUUGCAAGCAAAGAUCAAACAGAUGCAAAUAAAUUGGUAGGUGUGUGGCUCUGUUUAUGCUAGCAAGUGAAGCAUACAGUCGUUUUUCAUCUUUUUUGUUUUGUUGUUGGUAUCUUCUGCAAGACGAUGAAUUUCGUCUAUCCAUAUUCUAACUAACGUCAUAUAAUUUCUUGUAUUAUUGGUCAAUAUUUGACCUUUCUCGUUUGAUCGUCAAUCAUAAACUAUAUGAAAUUCUGUGCGGAUUCCCAUUACUAAUUAAUCAAGUACAAACUUUUGCAGGUGAAAUAAAUUUUCUUAAAUAAAAAAUUGAUUUGUAGUGCUGAAGUCUUUCGAAACAGGAGGAUGGUGUAGGUGUUCCUUUUGUCUUUAAUCACAGCCACCCACACCCUAAUUUUGCCGUAAAUUCGAAAUCCCUAUGAACUCGAUGAAGUGCGAAUAGUAGUGAGUUUGUUCAUGGGUGUAGGCGACUGCUUUUCGCUCACACCUAGCCUUCCCAAAGGUUAUUGCAUUGAUAAAGACAAUAAAAGUUGUGUUGCAAGGUAGAAUUGAAGUUCAGGCUCUAUUUCUCUAGAACAUUUUUUUUUUAUAAAUAAUUCAUUAACUACAUCAUUAACACCAACUAAAUUAUUAAAUAUGGAAGACAAUAUGAAAAUAUUAGAAAGUAUGGGUUUUACCGGUCUAGAAUUAAAUCGUAAGGUUUUGACUAGAGCUAAGAAUGAUAUUAGAGAAGCUGUUACUUUGCUGACAAGCUCACAUCUUUUUAAUGAUGACUUUAUGACUUCCAACGAACAUAGGCCAACAUCAACAUUUGGUUCACUUACUGAAAAACAAAUGAAACGACAACAAAACAUCACCUCAGAUAAAACUUCCAGUGCAUCAUCGGAUGGAUUAUCUAUAGAAAAUUCGAAUUCAUUUACAACAAGUGCUUUUCUGGAUCUUGAAAAAAAAGUCUAUGGAAACACAUGGUCAAUUCCUUAUAAACGUGAAGAAAACCUUGGUCGUUGCCUUUUAUCGGCUAUAAGGCUUGCACUUGAUGGAAUCGCUGAUCAAGAUGAACAUUGCAAAAAAUUUAUGGAAGCUUUAGUUCCAGAAGCUUUUCGAAAAUUGCAAUGCUCUCAUUCUAUUAAUCAUUGGGGAGUUGUUGUUCAAUUGGGUGUCUUUGAUAUGGUGCAAUUAUUAGUUGAUCUAAUAGCUGCUCGUCUUUCUUAUUCUCCAGUACCAAUACAAUUACUUCAAACUUUAGCUAUACUUUUUGAUCAUGAUUCGGUUUUUCAACAAAAAAAUAAAAACAGACCAUAUGAUGGUUCACUUUAUGAUAAACAAUUAGGUAAACGUAUAUUGGCUAAAUCAUCAUCGAUAUUUUCGUUUUUUAAUCAAACUGAACCCUAUGGUUGGCUAUGUGAAAUAAUAAAUCGUUUUGUUUUAAAAGAUGGAAUAGAAAAUUUAAAAAAACAAUUUAAAAGUGUACAACCAUUGACAGCUCUAGAAUACAAUGGAUUACUUUCACCUUUUGCUCAAUGUAUGGAAUAUCUAUUCAUAGAUAAAUAUCAACAAUUAUUUAGCGAACAUAUUGAACAAGCGUUAGAUUAUGUUAAAAAUCUGAAAGAAGAAGAUUUUAAAGCAGAAUCAACAAAUUCAAUAUUUGAAUUACUUGCAACUUUACGUAAAAUAUCUUCUGUUGUAUGGAAAAACCGCGUUGCACAGAUGGAAGAACUACAUUUAAAUAUAUUACUUAAAAUGGUUACUCUAUCAAAUUUUAAUGCUAAAAUGAAUUCAUUAAAAGAACUUUCAAAAAUAAUUGAAAAUUGUACAUCAAGUGUACAAAGUAUAAUUAAAACAUCAAUUUCACAUGAUGCUGUUACUAAAUGGAUUAUCGAACAUUCUAUACUCUCAAAAUCAUUAGAAGGAAAUAUUGAUCAAAAGCAAUAUAUAGAAAAAGUUCAAACAUUAAUGGAUUUCAUCGCACCAAGAAUUUUAAAAGAAGAUAUUGAAACAAUAUGGAAAAUGCAGUAUGCUCGAUCAUUAGUCACAGUCGAUCAUUUAUUAAGUCUGACUGCAUCUGCCGCAACGAAAUUUAAUCUGGAACAACUUAAUUAUCUAAUUGAUUUUAUUGAUAACUCAUGGAAAACUGAAACAAUUCCUAUACAAGAAAAGAUCAUUGAAUUACUUGGUGCUAUUGGUCGAGGAUGUCAAAAGGAUUGUGCUGCUCGUAUUUUAGAAGUUCUUUGGGAUAUGGCUCAUGAAGAUCGACUUAAUCGUUCAAUGCUUGAUCAUGUUCUACAUUGUCAUUUGCGUGUAUUUAAUGAAGGUCGCUCACCUUAUAAUGCACUUAGACGUGAUUAUUGUCUUAAAUGUAUGACCUAUUUACAUCGUAAACAAGGUUGGUUUGUACCAUCUAUAAAACACUUACAUGAAUUAUUACUUCAUGAUCCAACAAAUACAUUUAAAUGUCCUGAACCUGAUCUUAUAUCAUUAGUAGUUAAUAAGCAUGAUGUCAUAUCAGUAUUAAUACAAAGUUUAUCAACAUAUCAAUUAGAUGUUUGGAAUAAAACACAUGGUCAUGUUACUAUUGAGACAUCCGUGGAUGACCGUUUUACAUAUGAAGAGUCAAUUAAAACUCAUUUAGAUUUAUUAUCAUUUUUAUUAAAAAAGGGAAAACUUUAUUUAAUAUUAAAACGUAGCGAAGAAUUAUGGGAUAUAUUAAUAACAAAUGAAAAAGCAAGUUCACUUAAUCGUGAACUUGGUUUUAAUUGGUUUAUAACAUGUGUUGGAGAUCUCAAUGGGGAUUCUCAAAUAGCUUUAUUUGAAAAACGUAUAUCAAAACUUGAUCUAAUAAAUUUAUCGCCUAAAGGUUUUGAAUGUUAUAAAUUAUAUUUUGCACGUUAUAAUUUGGAACGAUGUAGACGAACAAGAAAUUUCAAUUACGAUUCAAAGGUAUCAACAUCAUCCAAUACAUCAUCGUCAGAUAUGAACUCAUCAGGUGUAAAUGAACAUUCAGAACCGAUAGCACCAACUGAAGUCACUUCACCAAAAAUAAAUUAUGCUUGCAUGACUCUCAAUGAUAUAUCAUCAUUAAAAUUAAUAGAUGACUUAACUACUCAACAAUUACAACAAAUUCUUCUACAUAAUUUGGUAUCGAUUGCCGAAUGUGUUAAAAGAUCAGAAUUAAUUAGUAAAGUUAAAUUACUUUAUCAUAAUGAAAAACAAAAAAACGAAUCAAAUACCAAUAUCUCUAAAGAAGACCCCAACGAAAAUUUAUGUAAAGUUUGUUUGGAUGCAAAUAUCGACUGUGUCUUUCUUAAUUGUGGUCAUCUUUGUUCAUGUAUUCGUUGUGGUGAACAAUUAUCUGAAUGCCCUUUGUGUCGAUGUGUUAUCGCGAAUGUCAUACGCGUUUUCAAAGGUUAA